Oryzias melastigma (Indian medaka) is the source of this 1709-nucleotide messenger RNA. Its product is annotated as protocadherin beta-14. NCBI's taxonomy places the organism in Eukaryota, Metazoa, Chordata, Actinopteri, Beloniformes, Adrianichthyidae. Gene Ontology annotation, biological process: homophilic cell-cell adhesion. Gene Ontology annotation, cellular component: plasma membrane. Gene Ontology annotation, molecular function: calcium ion binding. The record is from RefSeq and is a predicted model, not a curated record.
CUUCAUAAGGAUAAUACUGAUUCCAUUUAAAGUCAUAUUUUCAGUUUUUUGUAUAACAUUGAAAACUUCAAGUAAAAACUUUUAUUGUAUAUAUCCCUUGUAAUAAUGCAUCAAAUUAUCUGGAAUUGGUCUUGAGUUAAAAUUAGAUGUUAUGCCAGGUUUUUGCCACAUACCCCCCCUUUUUUCUUGCAUAUUGUAAUACUUACAUGUGUACUCUUAGCGCCGCUGUCCACCAGCGCGUGCAGUCAGUUGUGCAGUUUUGCGGAGAACCAUCCCCCGCUAUGAUGAUAUCACCGGGAGGAGAACAGACGCUGCUGCGUGUGUUGAAACCGUGGAUUAUUUUUAAACACUGUCUCGCUUCAAUCCGAUAUUAUUUUUCGCUUUUUUAUCAUUCAGUUGGAUUACUGUUGAAUGAGAUCCAGUCGUCGGGAAACAUAUUGGACAUUUUGUUCAGGAUCUAUUCCUCUUUGUGUUGAAUUUUGCGGGGGAAGCGUCGGAUCAGAACAAUGAGACGGCAAGUGCUGUUGUUUUCUGUGCUCCUUUUCUGCGGUUCUGCUUUUAGUCAGGUUACCUACUCGGUGCCUGAGGAAAUGCCGAGCGGCUCUUUAGUUGGCAAUAUUGCUCAGGAUUUGGGUUUGGAUGUAAAACGACUGAAAUCUGGCCGUGCUCGGGUGUACACGGGAGACAGCGCUGAGUACGUCGAGCUCAAUAAAGACCGAGGACUCCUCCUUGUUAAAAACAGGAUGGACAGAGAGGCCAUUUGCAGACAAACGGUGCCCUGCGCUUUACAUUUUCAAAUCAUUCUGGAAAACCCGAUCGAGUUUUACAGUGUUACAGUCAUAAUUACUGACGUGAACGAUAACCCCCCUACCUUUAAAACCGAGGAAGUCAGUUUUAAAAUCAGCGAGUCCGCUGUGAUCGGAGGGAAGUUUAUAUUGGAACGAGCUAUAGAUUUAGAUGUCGGCAAAAAUGGUCUUCAAAAAUACGAGCUUACACCUACUGAUAAUUUUGUCCUAAAAAGGGACAAUCAGGGUGAUCGGACUGAGAAAACGGAAAUGAUUUUACAGAAACCCCUCGACAGAGAGAAGGAACAAGCAAUAUCUUUAGUUUUAACUGCUUUUGAUGGGGGAGAUCCGCAAAUGUCUGGCACGAUGCGGAUUUUAAUAACAGUGCUGGACAGUAAUGACAACGCCCCCGUUUUUACGCAAUCCACGUACACUGCCACCGUUUCUGAAAAUUCACCUAAAGGAACUUUAGUGACCAAAGUCACUGCCUCAGAUGCAGAUGAUGGAACAAAUGGAAGAAUAAAAUAUACAAUAACAAAUAGUUUAGAUGAAGCUCACACCUUUUUUCUGAUAAAUGAAGACAAUGGUGAGAUCAGAUUAUCUGGAAAAAUAGAUUACGAAACAGCACGCAGCUAUCAUGUGAACAUACGUGCCAGUGAUGAUGGCGGACUCACUGAUUCAUGUAAAGUUAUUGUUGAGGUGAUAGAUCUAAACGACAACAGACCUACUAUUGACAUAAUGUCAAAAUCUUCAAUUAUACCUGAACAUUCUAAAGUUAACACAGUUGUAGCAAUGAUGAACGUACAAGAUCCAGAUUCCAAUGAAAAUGGAAAAGUGAAAUGCGCUAUUAGCGACGAAAGCCCUCUGAGAAUAACAUCAACGUCAAAUAAUUUCUAUACUUUAGUGACAGACAGUGAGUUAGAC